CCGUCUUGAUUAAACAUGGAGGAGGCUGGUAACGAGAAGUUCCUAUCAAGAAGGCGUUCUGCUGCACUUAAAGCAUUCAAAGUUAAAGAUGAACGAGUGGCAACUUUUAAAAAAGUCGCGGCGAUUUUACAAAAAUCCGAAACAGACAGAACUGCAGAGGAAACGGGGAUACUUCUUUCCUGCAGUGACGUAGUGAAAGAGGUUAAUUUGAGACAAGAGAAAAGACAUAGAGUAAAGGCAAGAUUAGAAGAAGUGGAAGAUGCGCCAGAAAUCUUGGAGGAGAAGUGUAUACGGUUGGCUGCAGCAAUUAGCAGAGCAUCAUCAUUGGCUGUUUACACUGGUGCUGGCAUCAGUACAGCAGCUUCUAUUCCCGAUUACAGAGGGACGAAUGGAGUUUGGACUCGUUUACAGCAAGGAAAAGAUAUUGGAAAUCAUGAUUUAAGUCAGGCAGAGCCAACAUUAACGCAUAUGGCUCUGUAUGCCUUGUACAAGGCAAGAGUUUUGAAACACGUAGUAUCUCAAAAUUGUGAUGGACUUCAUUUACGUAGUGGAAUACCUCGUACCCUUUUAUCUGAAGUUCAUGGGAACAUGUACGUGGAAGUUUGUAGAACGUGCAAACCAUAUAGAGAAUAUUGGAGAUUGUUUGAUGUUACAGAAAAGACUGCUCGGUAUUCGCACGGUACUGGUAGAUUGUGCCAGAGAUGUAACUCUGUGUUGCAAGAUUCGAUUGUUCAUUUCGGUGAAAGAGGCAAUCUUCCAUGGCCAAUUAAUUGGAACGGUGCCACAAGAGCAGCGAAACAAGCGGAUGUUAUAUUAUGUUUGGGUUCCAGUUUGAAGGUUCUGAAAAAAUAUCCAUGGCUCUGGCAGAUGGACAGACCAAUUCAUAAACGUCCUUCUCUGUAUAUUGUAAAUUUGCAGUGGACUCCGAAAGAUGAAAAUGCAGUUUUAAAAAUAAAUGGAAAAUGCGAUGAAGUUAUGAAGAAAAUUAUGUCUCAUCUGGGAUUGGAAAUACCGCAUUACAAUCGUGCUAAGGAUCCAAUAUUUUUUCAUGCUAUACGACUUAAGAAUAACGAACAAUGUACGACAAGUCAGCCUUGCUUGGAAGAACCGUCUAAUGUCGCUCAUAAAGAAUUAACGGAAGUCACUGAUAACUAUCAGGAGGAUAUCGAACCGAAAACCAAAGAAGAGGAAGAUUGCAUCUCACCUAAAAAAAUGACUGAAUCUAUGUCUUCUUAUUCAGCGCCUUUUUUUACCGCGUUACCAUUUUUAUCCAUGGGCUUACCAUUUCCACCAAUGUACAUGUGUCCUCAGUUAACACCACUUUUCUAUUAUCCAUUUAUACAAAUCCCAGACGUGGCCAUAAACAUGCCAAAACCGAAGCCAGCUUGCACCUUUUGUAUGGAAAACGAGGGUUCGCUUACUUGCCUUUAUUAUCAAAGGGACACGGACAAUAUUUUAAUAGAAUCUGAGAGUAAGCAGAUAAAAGAUACGGAAACGCUGGUGAUCGAAGCCGAUUCACCGAUAGCACCGCCUAAAAAUCCAGGAUGGUUUGGCAAAGGGUAUCGCAAAGGCAUGAAGAAGAAGCGGUAGCAUUUGCUCUCACUGAUGCGGUAUAUAACUCUUUCCUUCUCUGUUAUAAUGCGAAUGUAUGACAUAUGAUAUAUAAUAAUACUUAUAUGUUUGAUGCCUCCAUAUCAUGAUGAAAUCUGCGAACAUGACUUACAAACGUGUAGCGGUUUAACUUCCAGUAUCGAAAAUUUGAAUAAUCAAAUUAAAAUCGUGACAAUAGUUUUUAAGAUCUAAAAAAAAAGCUCUAGGUAGUUUUAUCUUUUAUCAAUGGAACUUCCACAAGUAAAAUUUUAUAGUAAGUUAAUUCGGUGGAUAGUCAUAUCCGAUAAGUCUGAUUUCAAAAUUCUUCUCUUGUAAAUUUUCCUACAACUAAUUUCAUGUGAAACAUGUUUGAUUUACAGUCAUUACUAUACCGUAUAAGUCAAUUACGUUGUGAUUUUUAAUUGUAAGAUUUUAUUUAAGCAGAUGAGUGUUACGCAGAUCACGAUAAAUUCCUAGUAACCAAAGUGAUAAAUUUCAAUUACAUUUUGUGUAUUUUUACUGUUAGUUUUGUAUUUGUAUAGUUGAAUGUAUUAUAAUCUUCUUCUUUUUUUUUCUUCUUUUUCUUCUUAAAGAAAAUUGGAUUUAUAUUGUGUUGUACGUGUGAAACUUUUUGCAUUUUUCAUUGUAUUCAUUUAUCAUUCCACUUCUGUAAAUAUAAAAUAAGCGACCGUAACAUGGGUAUCAUGAACGUUACUAGACUGUUCAUAAAAGAUCUCAAAUCAAGAUUAUAUUAGUCUUUAUUUUACGUCGAUCGACGAAUAGAUAAGAAAAACGAUCAGUUUCAUACGCAAUUUCUCUUUUCUGGUUUUUGCAUGAACCAUUUAGGGAUACCCGUUCAGGGACAUUAGUAAAACUGCCUUAUUUAAUUUACGUCCUCUAAGUUCUAUCGUUGAAAAUUCAUUGAACGUGUCAGCUGAUCUGCCUUUAUUACGAGUUAUCUUACUAAGAUUAUGGGAACUAUAACUUGCUGCUUUUAAUUACCGUAAGACUGUUUUUAAAACGUACUAUUCAACUGACAACAAUGCUUCUUAUAAACUCUUUAUUUGAAUUCAUACAAAAAGAAAGGGAUGUUCAUACGAAAACAUAAAUUCGGUUGCAUUCCUCAAGUGAGAAUCGUCUAAAUUUCAAUUUUUAAAAUUGUUAAAUUUAAAAAAAAGUAUUACCAAUGUCAGGUAUUAUAUAUUAGUAUUCGUAAAUUGUUACUCUUAUUUAUAUGUUUAUUUAUAUGAACCAAUAAAUUUGUACUAAGAUAUUGUAAUAAGCCAUUGAAACAUGAUAAUUAUUAUUUUGUAUUUUUCAGUAAUCAUUGUAAGCGCUUAACAUAGUAAUCUAAUUUUAACGAAUGUGUCCAGUUGGUAUAUUUUUAAUUGCCGUUUCACCGAGCGAUACAUCCGAGCGCAGUUUAUCCGUUAACGUAUAAUCAAAAUGUAUAUACAAUGUAUGUUAUAUUAAUUCUUUCGUGCCUUCGGUCUAUUCUUAAUCGGUCUUUGAAAUUAUGCAAAGUUUUAACUGUCAUUCAUUUCUUACGUUAUAAAGGUAAGAUUUCAUUUUAUACGUUCGACAUUUUUUCUAUCAAUGCAAGGCGAAGCCAAUAAAUAAAGAAACAGACAAACACUAAUUAAACAAUUGAAAAUUAAUAUUUUCAGCGUUCAUAGUAAACGGCAGUGAAUGGCAGGUAGAAAGAAAGAGAGGAAUCAAAAUGGUACAGACGUAGGAAAGGUACACAGUGAACUCUCGCAUGUACAGGGUGUCGCGAAAGAAAUUCUCACCGCAAAAGAAAACACGUAAAUAUAUAUAGUUGAUUG
This is a messenger RNA of Nomia melanderi (Alkali bee), 3416 nucleotides long. It is a transcript of the gene Sirt7, whose product is annotated as sirtuin 7. Gene Ontology annotation, molecular function: histone H3K18 deacetylase activity, NAD-dependent; NAD+ binding. The record is from RefSeq and is a predicted model, not a curated record. Gene Ontology annotation, cellular component: chromatin; nucleus. Lineage: Eukaryota; Metazoa; Arthropoda; Insecta; Hymenoptera; Halictidae.